AUGACCGGGAUCAAACUCCAGGAUGGCCAGUCCGGCCUGCCCUCACCGCAGAGCACGUCCUCCUUCUGGCACAGCGAGCCCUCGAGCAAACUGCUCGGCCACCGGACGACCCCCCAGCUGCCGGCCGAGGCCGACGUGGUUGUCGUGGGCAGCGGCAUAACCGGAACCUUUGCGGCGAGGGAGCUGGUGAGCCAGGGCAGAGGCGUGGUGCUGCUGGAGGCGAGGGAGGCAUGCUGGGGAGCCACGGGAAGGAACGGAGGCCAUUGCCAGCCGAUGGUGUACCUGAGCAAGCCGGAGGUGGCGCGCUUCGAGUUGGACACUUACCAUUUCCUGCGGAACAUGGUUGAGUACAACAAGAUCCCCUGCUCGUGGGCGACCGUGGGCGGCGUCCACGGCGUCACGUCCAGGGCGGCCUGGGACCUCGUCCUGCAGCGGGUGGCCUUCCUCCAGGCGUGGCACCCGGACCUGGCGACCGUCGUCCGGCUGGUGACUGACCCGGACGAGUUGAGGGCCCUGCGUGUAGCUGAGGGCGCCGUGGGCGCCGUCGUCCAGGCGUGCGCGGCAAAGUGCUGGCCCUACAAGCUCGUCGCGUGGGUCCUCGAGGGUCUGCUGGCCAGCCCGCUCUUCAACCUGCAGACGACGACGAGCGUGCUGCACCUCCAGAGGCUGGAGACGAAGUGGAUGGUGCACACCGACCGGGGCAGCGUGACGGCCUCGCACGUCGUCCUGGCUACCAACGCCUACACCUCCAGGCUGCUGCCUGCGCUGACGGGGAUCAUACGGCCGGUGCGCGGUCAGGUUUGUGCACUCAAGCCCGUCGAGGGCGCGCCGCUGCUGGAGCAUAGCUAUGUGUGGACGACGCAGCAGGAGGGGGAUGCAGGGCAGAGCGACGACUACCUGAUCCAGCGGGACAGCGGAGAGUUGAUCCUCGGAGGUGAGCGCAUGGCUGCUCGUGAUACCGGGGAUGGCAUCUGGCGCGAUGAUGAGGUUGACCCGGUGGUUGGGCGACGGCUCCGAGAGGCGCUGAACUUGUCUCUUAUUGAGUUUCCCCCGAAGCUGGAGGCAGGUUAUGAGUGGACGGGGAUCAUGGGGUACUCUGCUGAUACUCAGCCGUGGAUUGGCAAGGUGCCUGAGAGUCUAGGAGGGGGAGAUGGGCUAUGGAUCAGUGCUGGAUAUACAGGACAUGGGAUGCCUGUGGCAGCCCGAGGAGGAAUUGUGGUUGCGGAGGGCAUUUUAGGAAGGAAGGGUAUUGAGAUUCCUCAGCAAUGGGAACCGAGCCUGGAUAGGCUUGAGAAGGCAAGGUUGUUUAAGAUGCCAGAAACACUCGAGGAGGAGUUGAGUGAGCUGGUGAAGACUCAAGUUCAGUAA
Messenger RNA from Clonostachys rhizophaga, 1368 nucleotides. Lineage: Eukaryota; Fungi; Ascomycota; Sordariomycetes; Hypocreales; Bionectriaceae. The record is from the annotation of a GenBank genome assembly.